AUGCACAUCGGUCAGCGAGCGUUGCUGGCUGUUGUAAGACAACAAUUUUGGCCUCUCCAAGCGAAGAAUCUGAUUCGUAACGUGGCACACAAAUGUACACCAUGUUACCGUUCUAAUCCGAAAAGAGCGACGCAACUGAUGGGAGACCUGCCGGAAUACAGAGUGCAAGCUGCGUAUCCAUUCUCCAACGUAAGAAUUGAUUUCGCCGGACCAUUUUUGUUAAAAUCAGCGGUCUCUGUGCGAAAAUGUGUAAUGACCAAAGGCUAUGUGUGCGUUUUUGUUUGCAUGGCUACACAGGCUAUGCAUUUGGAAGCAGUGUCAAAUUUAUCGACAGACUUUUUGGCUACUCUUCAGCGGUUUGUGAGUCGGCACUCGGCGCGGUCUAUCCAAGAAAUUAUUUUCGGACAACGCCACCAAAGUGGUGCGAACAAUGAGCUAGCGAAAUUGGCCGAUCUUUUUGAAACUGAGAUGCAUAAGAAAAAGCUUAAAGUAUUUUGCGUCGAGCGAAACAUCGAGUGGUCUUUCAUCCCUCCACGUAGUCCUCACUUCGGAGGAAUAUGGGAGGCGGGGGUGAAGUCGGCUAAAUUUCAUCUGCGACCAAUUUUGGCGGAUCAUAAACUCUCGUACGAAGAAUUGACGACAGUGUUGGCACAAAUUGAGGCUACGUUGAACUCUCGUCCUUUGGUGCCAUCAUCAGACGAUCCAAAUGACUUGACUGCAAUCACGCCUGCUCAUUUUUUGAUAGGCAGAGAGUUUCAAGCAAUAUCCGAACCAUCGUAUGAAGCCAUCAAACACGGUAGACUGUCUAGAUGGCAGGUGUUGCAGGACCUGAAGCAGAAGUAUUGGCGAACCUGGUCAAACGACUAUCUUCAAGAACUUCAACGACGACAAAGUGACUUCACGACGACUAGUAUCAAAGUGGGCGCAUUGGUGCUAAUCGUUGACGACCAUCUUCCACCACUUCAGUGGAAUCUUGCGCGUAUCAUAGAAUUGCAUCCAGGGAAGGACGGCCACGUGCGAGUGGUUACUCUGAAGACCAAGGACACGAUCAUCAGACGAGCGGUGAAGUAUUUGUGCUUGUUGCCGCUGGACGAGGAGGAGAGAACCACAUUUAAAAUUUGA
This is a messenger RNA of Armigeres subalbatus, 1122 nucleotides long. RefSeq lists its product as uncharacterized. The transcript has a single exon. Bases 1 to 1122 code for a protein of 373 amino acids. Gene Ontology annotation, molecular function: nucleic acid binding. The record is from RefSeq and is a predicted model, not a curated record. Lineage: Eukaryota; Metazoa; Arthropoda; Insecta; Diptera; Culicidae.